AUGAUGUUGUACACAAACAGAAUAAUCGAAGUGUGCAAUCAUAUACGUUGCAUUAUGGAGAUAAUUAAAGUGUAUAAAUUUAUUUGUAUUUUAUUAACAAUAUAUUUUUCAAGUAUGAUAUUGCAUAACCUAAAUUCGCUCGACACAGUAUUGCAUAUUUCUUUAGAUAACCGAAAUGAAUAUAUGCCUAGAACAAAUGGGAGAAAUCUUGCACAAAGAAAUCCUUCAAGAGAAGCAUUAAAACGCACUUAUGAUUGCUCACUUACAAUUGAUGAAAUUUUAAGACUUCUUCACAUAGUACAUGUAGAAUCAAUAGCUGCAGGUGAUAUAAUAACUGCCAUGAUUUUACGUUUGGAUAGAGAAACAGGUCGUGUGAAUGUUGAUGGUUUAGUUAGGGAUAGGCUACGUCGACAUAGAAUAGCAAAUAUGCAGGCUAGAUUAACCGAACUCGUUGAUGAAAUAAUCUCAAUUAGUCCGUUAAAUCAAUAUAUAAUUUUGCAAAAGUUAGAAGCCUAUAAGGAGGAAUUGGACGAAACUGUAGAAAUACUGCAGUUAGUUGCAAGACAACGUACAGAAGAGCAUAUAUAUAGUAUUUUAAAUAAUUUGACGCAUAUAAGAGAAUCACUAAAUCUUCGAUUGUUAACUAAUGAUAUUGCAGAAAAUGAAACUGCAGUAGCCAGAAGGGCACUUCGAAUAAGGAGUAGAGUUUUGGACAUUCUUGAAUUUCAGUAUGAUAUGCCAUCCCAUGCAAAUAGUAACUGA
Molecule: messenger RNA, 762 nt
Organism: Plasmodium cynomolgi strain B
Lineage: Eukaryota; Apicomplexa; Aconoidasida; Haemosporida; Plasmodiidae
Exons: 2
Coding region: 1-762 (253 amino acids)
Source: RefSeq, a predicted model, not a curated record